This is a messenger RNA of Fusarium falciforme, 3351 nucleotides long. RefSeq lists its product as hypothetical. Gene Ontology annotation, molecular function: protein binding. The record is from RefSeq and is a predicted model, not a curated record. Gene Ontology annotation, biological process: endoplasmic reticulum to Golgi vesicle-mediated transport; intracellular protein transport; intra-Golgi vesicle-mediated transport. Gene Ontology annotation, cellular component: COPI vesicle coat. The transcript has 5 exons. The coding region runs from base 1 to 3351 and encodes 1116 amino acids. Lineage: Eukaryota; Fungi; Ascomycota; Sordariomycetes; Hypocreales; Nectriaceae.
AUGGCGCCUAGUUUGUUUGAGAAGGCGAAAUUCAGGACCAGAAGGUUUUUUCAGGCCGCUCCUCAGGAACCCGCCUCGGCUCCUUCACCACCAACACCGCCAACACCGUCUCGGCCUGUAUCCCAACCAACUACUCAACCGACAUCUCAGUCAACGCCUUCUCCACCUACCUCGACGGAUUCCGACACGUCGCUGCCGAGUCUACAAGAACGACUUUGGAAUGAGGCCUACGAUGGGCUCAAAGCGAGCGAGCCCAAACUGGUCGGGGCGUACGAGAAGAUCUUAUCAGCUAAACUGCACGGAAACGACCCGAGCUCCGUUGCCUCCGAACCGACAAACAAUGAAAUAGCAAGCGCUCGUGGCACAAGAUGCCGCCAAAUGCAACAGCUGGUACAGGCUGGGCUGGACCGGACGCAGAAGCAAGCGUCUAUCAAGCGAGGCAUCGAUGAAGGCUUGCAAGCGGUGCAAGAGGUCAGGAGAAUAGUGGACAAGGCGGUAUAUGCCGCCCCCGAAGCCGCCGUCGCCUGGGUCGGCGUCUGCCUUGGACUAGAGAUCCUUUCGAACCCCGUCACCGAGGCACGCGACAACCGCAAAGGCAUCGCCUACGUUCUGUCGAGAAUAGAGUGGUACUGGAACUUGGUGUCCCUGCUUCUCGACGAGAACAAGGCCGAGCAAUCUUCCGCGGGGCUGCGAGUCCAACUGGAGAAGCACAUCAUGCAGCUCUACGAGAAACUCCUCGCGUAUCAGAUCAAGAGUGUCUGCCUUUAUCACCGCAACUGGGCUACCGUUAUCGGAAGGGAUCUGCUCAAGAUCGACGACUGGGCUGGCCAGCUCAGCGAGAUCCAGGAAGCCGAGGCUGCCGUGCGAAGAGACAUGGAACAAUACAAUACGGAAGAGAGCAAGAAACAAUUUCGGAAACUCACCGACACCGUAAGCGCUAUAGAGAUGAAUCUCCAAGACAUCCAUUCGGCCAUCGAGGACCAAACACGACAGCAAGAGAAGAGAUAUCAAGAUAAUAAGUACGACAAAUGUAUGCAGGAUCUGCACGUGACCGAUCCCCGCAAGGAUAAGAAGCGAAUCCAAGACACGAAGGGCGGCCUGCUCAGGGACUCUUAUCGCUGGAUUCUUGACCACGCCGACUUCCAGCGAUUUCGCGACGAUCCGCAGAGCCGGCUGCUCUGGAUAAAGGGUGAUCCUAGUAAAGGCAAGACUAUGCUCCUAUGCGGCAUCAUCGACGAGCUAGAGAAGGGACCUAAUAGUCUCCUGUCCUAUUUCUUCUUCUUGAUCGUUGACGCCCUUGAUGAGUGCACUACCGAUCGACCCCAACUUCUUGAUUUCAUCAUUCAAUCGUCGUCGACAUCUUCAUCCCGUGUCAAGUGGGUCGUGUCUAGUCGCAACUGGCAGGACAUUGAGGAGAAACUAGACAAUACAAAGCAGAAAGUCAGGCUGCAUCUCGAAUUGAACAAGAACUCAAUCUCGAAGGCCGUUGACACAUACAUUGGAUACAAGGUGAAUCGACUGGCAGGCCUUAAGAAUUACGACAAGGAAACAAGGGACGCUAUCAAGAACCACUUAACCUCCAAUGCUGACGGCACAUUUCUCUGGGUAGCCUUGGUCUGUCAAGAGCUUGCAGAUACCAAGGUGGUCCGAAAACGGCAUACACUCUCCAAGUUAAAUCUAUUCCCAUCAGGACUCGAUCCUCUCUACAAGCGAAUGAUGGAACAAAUCUCUGAUUCAAGUGAUGCAGAAAUUUGCAAGGAGAUACUGGCCAUCGCUUCGGUCGUAUACCGACCUAUCACGUUGGAGGAAUUGAAGGUUCUUGUUGAGUCGCUCGAGGAAGAUGACUACAAUGACCUGCCACAAAUCAUCAAGGCUUGCGGUUCUUUCUUGACUCUUCGAGAAGGUGUCAUCUACUUUGUGCAUCAGUCAGCCAAGGAUUUCCUGCUUAAUAAGGCAUCCGACCAAAUCCUACCCUCUGGUACCGCGCACCAGCACCAUACCUUCUUCUCGAGGUCGCUGGCAGCUCUGUCAGAAACCCUUCGACGCGAUGUUUACAGCCUGAGCACUCCGGGAUAUUCCAUCGAUCAGGUCUCACCGCCCAACCCCGACCCAUUAUCUUCGAUUAGAUAUUCAUGCGCGGUGCAUAAACUCGAGGCUUUGGUGAGAACUACGGGAUCACAACAAUUGGCAGAACUACUUCGAGACGCGCGCCGGUUUAUUCUUUCUCACAAACGGCCGAUCGAGAUUGCUCCAUUGCAGUCCUAUGCGUCAGCACUCGUGUUCAGCCCCGAAUAUAGCCUCAUUAGAGAACUCUUCAAGAAGAAAGAGCCGGAUUGGAUGAUAUUGAAACCAAGAAUGGAAGCGGAAUGGAACGCUUGCCUGCAGACACUCGAGGGCCAUGGCGACUCAGUGAGGUCGGUAGCGUUCUCGGCGGAUGGCCGGCGUCUCGCGUCGGGCUCGGUCGACGAGACGGUCAAGGUAUGGGAUGCGGCAACGGGCGCAUGCGUGCAGACGCUCGAGGGCCAUGGCAGCUGGGUGUUCUCGGUAGCGUUCUCGGCGGAUAGCCGGCGUCUCGCAUCGGGCUCGGACGACGAGACGGUCAAGGUAUGGGAUGCGGCAACGGGCGCAUGCGUGCAGACGCUCGAGGGCCAUGGCGACUCGGUGAGGUCGGUAGCGUUCUCGGCGGAUAGCCGGCAUCUCGCAUCGGGCUCGGACGACGAGACGGUCAAGGUAUGGGAUGCGGCAACGGGCGCAUGCGUGCAGACGCUCGAGGGCCAUGGCAGCUCGGUGAUCUCGGUAGCGUUCUCGGCGGAUGGCCGGCGUCUCGCAUCGGGCUCGGGCGACGAGACGGUCAAGGUAUGGGAUGCGGCAACGGGCGCAUGCGUGCAGACGCUCGAGGGCCAUGGCAGCUGGGUGUUCUCGGUAGCGUUCUCGGCGGAUAGCCGGCGUCUCGCAUCGGGCUCGGGCGACAAGACGGUCAAGGUAUGGGAUGCGGCAACGGGCGCAUGCGUGCAGACGCUCGAGGUUGGCCGUGUGAUUACCUACCUUUCAUUCUAUCUGACGUCUAGCUCUCACCUCUCGACCGACAUUGGACUUCUGAGCUUGGAUAUACCGGCUCUACCGUCUACCAUCGAGAGUCAGCCGACCGACGCUGUAUCACGAGGUAUUAGCCACACUGGCUAUGGUGUAAGCACGGACGGUGUAUGGAUUAUGAAAGACGAGAAGACGAUGCUUUGGCUACCUCCGGAGUAUCGAGCGGAGAAAUCGGCUGUGGUGGGAUCAACGGUCGCUAUCGGCUCUCGUUCUGGACGUGUACUGGUGAUGAAGUUUUCUUCAAGCGGAUGCAGGUAA